Messenger RNA from Ziziphus jujuba (common jujube), 2327 nucleotides. RefSeq names its product pentatricopeptide repeat-containing protein At4g20740. The coding region runs from base 146 to 2290 and encodes 714 amino acids. The transcript has a single exon. Gene Ontology annotation, molecular function: protein binding. NCBI's taxonomy places the organism in Eukaryota, Viridiplantae, Streptophyta, Magnoliopsida, Rosales, Rhamnaceae. The record is from RefSeq and is a predicted model, not a curated record.
ACAGGUCACGCCAGACCUCACCAAGCCAAAAAAAAAAAAAAAAAAAAAAAAAAAAAAAAACAGGAAAAAAAAAAAAAAAGGCAACGAAGAAGAAGAAGCAGAGCAAUACAGUUGCUGAUAGAGAGGGGCAGCAACGAAACUCAAAAUGCCUCCGCAGUCCCCUCCAACAAAACCCCAGAAAUUCUACUUCUUCUAUGGCCACCGCAAGCCAUCCCAGAACCGGCCCACCGUCCGUGGCGGUCUCUUCUCCAACCGCCUUUCCCUUCCGAGCUCUCAAAAACCUCAAACCCAUCAAUCUGAGCCCUUUGAUCUCUCCAGAUGGGACCCUGACCACCCCACAUCACCACCGUCCAAACCCACAACUCCAACACUGUCCUUCCUCUCUCCCAUCGCUCGUUUCAUCGUGGACGCCUUCCGGAAGAACCGCUGUCAAUGGGGUCCACCAGUCGUCUCCGAGCUACAAAAGCUCAGAAGGGUCACACCCAAUCUUGUGUCUGAGGUCCUCAAGGUCCAGACUGACCCUGGCUUAGCCUCCAAGUUCUUCCAUUGGGCUGGUAAGCAAAAGGGUUAUAAGCAUAACUUCGCUUCCUACAAUGCUUUCGCUUAUUGCCUGAACAGGACUAAUCGAUUCCGGUCGGCGGAUCAGGUCCCUGAGUUGAUGGACUCGCAGGGAAAACCACCAAGUGAGAAACAGUUUGAGAUUCUUAUCAGAAUGCAUGCUGAUGCCAAUAGGGGUCUUAGAGUUUUCUAUGUUUAUGAGAAAAUGAAGAAAUUUGGUGUUAAACCCAGAGUUUUUCUGUAUAACAAGAUAAUGGAUGCUUUAGUCAAAACGGGUCAUUUAGAUUUGGCAUUGUCUGUUUAUGAGGAUUUCAGGGAUGAUGGGUUGGUUGAGGAGAGUGUCACUUUCAUGAUCUUGAUUAAGGGUCUGUGCAAAUCCAACAGAAUUGAUGAAAUGUUGGAGGUUUUGGAUAGAAUGAGAGUGAAUCUGUGCAAGCCUGAUGUCUUUGCUUAUACUGCGAUGAUCCGGGUGCUGGUUUCAAAUGAUAGCUUAGAUGGGUGUUUACAGGUUUGGGAGGAAAUGAGUAGAGACGAAGUGCAGCCAGACGUGAUGGCGUAUGCUUCCAUGAUCACUGCAAUGUGUAAAGGAGGGAGGGUUGAGAAAGGAUAUGAGUUGUUUAAGGAGAUGAAGGAGAAGGGAUAUAUGAUCGAUAGAGCAAUUUAUGGAUCAUUGAUACAGGCGUUUGUGGCAGGUGGGAAGGUUAAGCUGGCCUGUGAUUUGUUGAAGGAUUUGGUUGAUUCAGGGUAUAGAGCAGACCUGGAGAUAUAUGGUUCUCUAAUUCAAGGUUUGUGUGAUGUAAAGCGGGUUGAUAAGGCUUACAAGCUUUUCAAAGUGACAGUUCAAGAGGGUUUGGGGCCAGACUUUGAAACUGUGAAGCCCAUUUUGGUGACUUAUGCAAAUAUGAGAAAAAUGGAUGAUUUUUACGAGCUACUCGGGCAGAUGAAGAAACUGGGUUUUUCUGUUAUUGAUGAUCUUCCCGAAUUCUUGACUUUUCUCAUAGAAAAGCAGGGAGCAAAUAUGGCUCUUGAAGUGUUUGAAGACUUGAAAUCUAAAGCUUAUUAUAGUGUUGCAAUCUACAAUAUCUUUAUGGAGGCUCUCCAUAAAGCUGGGAUGGUAAAAAAGGCCUUAUCGCUCUUCCAUGAAAUGAAGGAUCUGAAUCUUCAACCAGACUCCACUACUUAUAGUGUUGCAAUUACAUGUUAUACUGAAGUGGGGGAUAUUAAAGAAGCUUGUGAUUGUUAUAAUACGAUAAUUGAGAUGUCUUGUGUUCCUUCAGUUGCUGCUUAUCGUUAUCUUGCUGGAGGACUAUGCAAAACUGCAGAGUUCGAUGCAGCUAUGAUGCUAGUUCGUGACUGCUUGGCGAGCGUAAGUAGCGGGCCAAUGGAGUUCAAAUAUAGUCUUAGCAUUCUCCAUGCCUGCAAAUCUAGUAAUGCAGAUAAGGUAAUUGAAGUGCUUAAUGAAAUGAUGCAACAAGGUUGUCCCCCAGAUGACGUUAUAUGCUCUGCUGUUAUCCAUGGAAUGUGUAUGCAUGGCACAAUAGAGGAGGCGAGAAAGGUUUUUUCGAACUUGAGGGAGCGGAAACUUUUAUCAGAAGCCAAGGUGAUAGUUUAUGAUGAAUUACUAAUUGAACACAUGAAGAAGAAGACAGCAGAUUUGGUGCUGUCAGGAUUGAAGUUUUUUAAUCUAGAAUCAAAGCUGAAAGCAAAGGGUUGUACAUUGUUGUCAAAUUGAAAAUAUAAAGCAGGAGCUGAUUAUUGUUUAUUGAUUA